Messenger RNA from Aspergillus piperis CBS 112811, 666 nucleotides. RefSeq lists its product as uncharacterized. The record is from RefSeq and is a predicted model, not a curated record. The coding region runs from base 271 to 666 and encodes 131 amino acids. The transcript is spliced from 2 exons. NCBI's taxonomy places the organism in Eukaryota, Fungi, Ascomycota, Eurotiomycetes, Eurotiales, Aspergillaceae.
CCCGGAUUUAUUGUUGAAUACCCAGUGAAAGUACGGGUCGUCGGCGAACGCUUUCUGUAUGCAUGCUACGGCCGAGGGGAUGUCCUCUUUUGUGAGGGGAAGGAUCUCGAUGGCCAUAUUGGGUUUGUUUGUUUGCUUUGUUCUCGUAAUUGGAUUGGGCUUGGAUUGGGGAAGAUAUUGAGUUUAAAAUGUAUGAUUCGAAAAACGUAUUUGAUAAGUGCAUUCAAUUCCUACUGGCUCUGCGAAUAGGUUGCGAAAGGGCAAUAGUAUAUGCGUGAGAAUGACGACGGAGGGGAUAAAGAGAGAGCGCCAUCUAUUGAUGGGAGCCGAGAUAGACGGACAGGUCGAGAAGGGAAAGCGCGGGUGAGUCGCGAGGACACCAACCAGAUGAGGUCUUUGAUGGAACUGGCAGUUAAGAUUGAUGAUGAUGAUGAAGAAGAUGAAGGUGAGAGACGGACUUUCGAUGCGGCGCCGCCCGGCUCUGUUCUCCCCCUUCCCCACCAAUCAUAUCCCCAAGAUCGUCCACCAUUGACGAUCGCCAAGCCACUAGACGCGAUUCGGCAGGUUUUGCCGGAGGAUCAGCUGGUCGGCAGGGCUUAUCGUAUCAUGGGGAUAGCUUCACGCACGGGGAAGCUGCCAUCUACCGACCCUACGAUAGCCGAGUGA